This is a messenger RNA of Ctenocephalides felis (cat flea), 978 nucleotides long. Its product is annotated as homeobox protein goosecoid-like. NCBI's taxonomy places the organism in Eukaryota, Metazoa, Arthropoda, Insecta, Siphonaptera, Pulicidae. The coding region runs from base 1 to 978 and encodes 325 amino acids. The transcript is spliced from 4 exons. Gene Ontology annotation, molecular function: DNA-binding transcription factor activity, RNA polymerase II-specific; RNA polymerase II cis-regulatory region sequence-specific DNA binding. Gene Ontology annotation, cellular component: nucleus. The record is from RefSeq and is a predicted model, not a curated record. Gene Ontology annotation, biological process: regulation of transcription by RNA polymerase II.
AUGGUAGAAACAGCACCCAAUUCCUUGAACAAUCGAGCAGUAGAAUACCGCGGUUAUCUCCACACCGCUAUGCUUCUUGGAGCGGCAGCAAACCAGCGCCAACACCAAGAAGAAUCCUCCACCUCCGACAAAGGACCGUCGGUUGGCGCUUCGUCAAUUUUUACGAUUGACAGUAUAUUGGCAUCACCGCCUCGAGGAGACAGAAGACAUAUUGGCAGCAGCGAUACAAUUGCUGUAAGUCCAGCUUCAUCACCUGGUUCAAAUGCCGGAGAUAGGAAAGAUGGUGAACUCUUCAGAGAUUUUAGAUCUUCUCCCGUGUUACCUGGACAUCAACACCAUCAUCCGGCGGCGGCUUUGCAUUUAGGACACUUGGCAGCAGCAGCCGCGUCCGGUUUUGGAACUACUUCAGAUUUUCUUGCAGUAGCAUAUCCCAAUUUCUACCCAAAUUAUAUGCACGCUGCUGCAGUAGCGCAUGCGGCGGCGGCCGCGUCUAUGCACGCAAACGACGGCAGCGUUGGUACCGGCGGUGCCCCUCACCAUUUGGUGGUAGGUCACCAUCCUGGCCACCAUCAUGCGGCCGCUCAUCAUCAUCAUUUAGCGAUUGGUGGCGUAUUAGGUGUCGGUCAGCCGCAUGUCCACGGACCGCCACCUAAACGAAAGCGGAGACACAGGACCAUAUUCACAGAAGAACAGUUAGAGCAGUUAGAAGCAACUUUUGAUAAAACACACUAUCCAGAUGUUGUGCUGAGGGAACAGUUAGCACUUAAAGUUGAUCUUAAGGAAGAGCGAGUUGAGGUCUGGUUCAAAAAUAGACGCGCCAAGUGGCGGAAGCAAAAGCGAGAAGAGCAAGAGCGGAUGCGGAAAUUGCAAGAAGAAUCAGCAGCCGCAAAUGUCCAAGCAAUGCAGAACAUCCGCUUAGCGUGGCCGCCGUUAUGCGCGGAUAUAGCGAUAACGAAUCAUCGUUUAGAAGUCGCAUAA